Camelina sativa (false flax) is the source of this 540-nucleotide messenger RNA. RefSeq names its product E3 ubiquitin-protein ligase RING1-like. The record is from RefSeq and is a predicted model, not a curated record. Gene Ontology annotation, molecular function: ubiquitin protein ligase activity. Lineage: Eukaryota; Viridiplantae; Streptophyta; Magnoliopsida; Brassicales; Brassicaceae. Gene Ontology annotation, cellular component: cytoplasm. Gene Ontology annotation, biological process: protein ubiquitination.
AUGGGUUCAAUGGAAAUACUGAGGUCAUUUUAUUUCAUAGCUACUGAGUUUGUCUCAGAAUAUUUAACUCAAGAUAAGCAAGAUUUUUUAUGCACGUUGGUAGAGGAAGGAAUAGGGAUAGGAGUUGCAAACACGAUUUUUUCAGAUCUUAUUGCUAUUGCAAAUGAUGUAACUUCUUCUAACGAGAACUCAUCAUCAAGCAUUGUCACGUUAACAGUCAUUGUGACCUUUUGUCGAGGAUUAUCCGUUGAUGAAAUCUUGGAGCAGCAAGUGAUACAAAACUCUUUUGACUCAUGGAGUAUGACACCUAAACCUGCUACUCAAGAUUCGGUUGAUGCGCUUCAGAGGGUAAUCUACAUAGCCGAUGAACCCAAUGUGGAAGAAGAUGAUACGAUGUGUGUUAUUUGUUUACAAGAGUUUGCUCAUGAAGGAAAUCUUCUACAGAUGCCAUGUGGCCACGCAUUUGAUUAUGAAUGUAUCGUUCAGUGGCUACAAUUACGUAACUGGUGUCCCUGUUGUCGUUAUGAGUUGCCCUUUUAA